CUAUACCUCCUGCCCAGGGCAGUUGCACGGUGGACCUUUCCAUUAAACGGCUGUGCGGGUAUGAAAUGCCUAGCCACCUUGCUGCUUUUCUUCCGACUGAUAUUUGUACAAGCGUUUUUCAGAAAGCCGCAAGUCAAGAACGCCACAGUGCCACUGAUAUGUCACAUGUCACCGUAUGAUGGCAAUGACUGUAGGGCAGCAGGUGACCUAUGGUAUUACGACCUUGCCAAUAAAUCUUGCAAAAUGCUCACGACAGGUUCGUGCAGCUCUGGCAGCAACCGCUUCCACACAAUCGCCAAGUGCCAGCAAAUAUGCGAGCCUCGCACUGGACCAGUGGAAGCUGUAUGUCUGAAACAACCGGUCGCUGGAAUGUGCUCCCUAGUGUCUCAUGCCUGGUACUUCGACCGGUCAAGCCAAAAUUGCAAAAUGUUCAGCUAUACUUCUUGCUUGAAACGGCACAACUUCUUCUUAUCAGAAAUGAAGUGCCAGUCAGUGUGCCUACCCCAGAGGGCACCGAAACCAUUCUGCAGUCAACAACCAGUAUCUACAUUUUGUACAGGCCAGGCUAACCACUGGUACUUUGACGAAAACAAAAACACGUGCCUCGUAUUUCUGAAAAAGCGCUGUGGGAAACCCAACAACCGAUUUAAUACCUUUGCCCAGUGCAUGAACAGAUGCAGCUAUGUCACGUCAUAGGUGGACAACGCAUGACUUCAGGAAACAAGCCAGCAUAAACUGCUGGCAACUAAUCAGACAAUCCCAGACAGCUUUUACCCGCAACAUUUUUUUUAUUAUUUUAUACCGAUAUCUGCAAGCAAUAAAGAACUCUCUUUCAUGUAAA
Messenger RNA from Dermacentor andersoni, 841 nucleotides. Lineage: Eukaryota; Metazoa; Arthropoda; Arachnida; Ixodida; Ixodidae. The record is from RefSeq and is a predicted model, not a curated record.